Messenger RNA from Diabrotica balteata, 312 nucleotides. The record is from the annotation of a GenBank genome assembly. Lineage: Eukaryota; Metazoa; Arthropoda; Insecta; Coleoptera; Chrysomelidae.
AUGUCUGUACACUACAAAUUCAAAUCAGCUCUAGAGUAUGAUACGGUUACAUUUGAUGGCCUACAUAUUUCCGUGAAAGAUCUGAAGAAUGCUAUAAUACAACAGAAACGCAUCGGAAAAAGUACUGAUUUUGAUUUACAGGUCACUAACGCGCAAACUAAAGAAGUGUAUGAAGACGAAAACACUUUAAUUUCUAAAAAUGCUUCUCUGCUCAUCGCUAGAAUUCCUAUCAUACCCCAAAAGAACAAAUCUUGGGAAGGAUACGGAGGUGAUAACACACCUCCUACUAAAUUGGACGAAGGUGGGCCAUAG